Messenger RNA from Malania oleifera, 6410 nucleotides. RefSeq names its product callose synthase 9. The transcript has 53 exons. The coding region runs from base 334 to 6147 and encodes 1937 amino acids. Gene Ontology annotation, cellular component: plasma membrane; 1,3-beta-D-glucan synthase complex. Gene Ontology annotation, biological process: (1->3)-beta-D-glucan biosynthetic process. Lineage: Eukaryota; Viridiplantae; Streptophyta; Magnoliopsida; Santalales; Ximeniaceae. The record is from RefSeq and is a predicted model, not a curated record. Gene Ontology annotation, molecular function: 1,3-beta-D-glucan synthase activity.
GGACAGAACCGGCUCCUAAGGAAAACCUGCAUCCAAACGCUCCGCCUAGGCCGAUGUUUGUGAGAACUGAAAACAGAGAAGUCGUGGGUUUGCUCGGGCAAUCUUUCUUCUCCGCGUCCUUGGAAUCAAAUUAGCACACUCCGUGUGCGACACUCGACAGGCUAUUUUCGGUAAAUCCCUUCUCCAUGUUCUUUCCCAUUCUCCUCAGUUCUCACCUUCGCGGCUCCACCUCUUUCAGUUUCAUCGCAGCUGUUCUGAGUCCCAUUGAACUCCCUACGAGCUCAAUUUCUAGGGUUUAUUUCUCUCGCUCUCUAUAUUUCUGAUCAGUAGGAAAUGUCUCGGGUUGAGGAUCUAUGGGAGCGUUUGGUGCGUGCGGCACUUAGGAGGGAAAGGACUGGGGUUGAUGCAUAUGGGCGGCGUGUGAGUGGAAUUGCUGGGAAUGUUCCUUCUUCACUGGCGAACAAUAGGGAUAUUGAUGCAAUUUUAAGAGCUGCAGAUGAAAUUCAAAAUGAAGAUCCAAAUGUCUCUAGAAUCCUCUGUGAACACGCAUAUUCUUUGGCUCAAAACCUGGAUCCUAACAGUGAGGGAAGAGGCGUGCUUCAGUUUAAAACUGGUUUAAUGUCUGUCAUUAAGCAAAAGCUUGCGAAGAGAGAGGGUGGAGUCAUAGAUAGAAGCCAAGAUAUUGCUCGAUUACAGGAAUUCUACAAGCUCUAUAGAGAGAAGAAUAGUGUCGACAAGCUACGAGAAGAUGAAAUGAAGCUGAGGGAGUCGGGUGCUUUCAGCGGUAACCUUGGGGAAUUGGAGCGCAAAACCGUGAAAAGGAAAAAAAUUUUUGCAACUCUUAAAAUUUUGGGGACUGUGUUAGAAGAGUUGACUAGGGAGAUUUCUCCUGAAGAUGCUGAAAGGUUAAUUCCAGAAGAGCUGAAACGGGUGAUUGAAUCAGAUGCUGCUAUGACGGAGGACCUAAUUGCUUACAACAUUAUCCCCCUGGAUGCACCUAUAGUAACAAAUGCUAUUGUGCAUUUUCCUGAGGUACGAGCAGCAGCAUUAGCUUUGAAGUACUUCAGGGGCCUACCAGAACUGCCCCGUGAUUUUCCAGUACCUCCUAGAAGGAGUGCUGAUAUGCUUGACUUUCUGCAGUAUAUUUUUGGCUUUCAGAAAGACAAUGUUUCCAACCAGCGUGAGCAGUUAGUUCACCUCCUUGCAAAUGAGCAAUGUCGUCUUGGUAUUCCUGAAGAAACUGAACCGAAAUUGGAUGAGGCAGCUGUCCAACGGGUAUUCAUGAAAUCUCUUGACAACUACUUGAAAUGGUGCAAUUACUUGUGUAUUCAGCCUGUCUGGAGCAGUUUGGAGGUUUUGAGCAAAGAAAAAAAGUUACUAUUUCUUUCUUUGUACUUUCUGAUAUGGGGAGAGGCUGCCAACAUCAGAUUUCUUCCAGAGUGUUUGUGUUACAUAUUUCAUCAUAUGGUAAGAGAAAUGGAUGAGAAAUUGCGUCAGCAGAAUGCACAACCAGCCAACAGCUGCACACCCGACACAUCCGAGGGUGAUGCAUCAUUCCUUGAGCAUGUUGUCACUCCUCUUUAUGAGGUUGUUGCUGCGGAAGCAGCAAACAGUCUCAAUGGGCAUGCACCUCAUUCUGCAUGGAGAAAUUAUGAUGAUUUUAAUGAGUACUUUUGGUCAUUGCAUUGCUUCGAACUUGGUUGGCCAUGGCGUAGAAGUUCAUCUUUUUUCCUGAAACCAAAACGACGGUCAAAGAAUGUGCUUAAAUCUGGAGGAAGUAAACGUCAGGGGAAAACAUCAUUCGUUGAGCACCGAACAUUUCUUCAUCUUUACCAUAGUUUCCAUCGCCUGUGGAUAUUUCUCUUUUUGAUGCUUCAGGGGCUAACAAUAAUUGCAUUCAAUGAUGGACGAGUGAACUCAAAGACUAUACGAGAAGUUCUUAGUGUUGGCCCGACAUUUGUUGUGAUGAAGCUUUUUGAGAGUGUGUUGGACAUUCUUAUGAUGUAUGGUGCUUAUUCUACAACGCGGAGUUUGGCAGUUUCUCGAAUUAUUCUUCGCUUUCUUUGGUUUAGCAUUGCUUCAGUUUUCAUAUCCAUUCUUUAUGUGAAAGCUCUACAAGAGCAGAGUAAACCAAAUGCAAAUUCUGUUUUAUACAAAAUGUAUGUCAUUGUUCUUGGCAUUUAUGCCGGUGUUCAAGUUUUUCUUAGUUUCCUCAUGCGAAUACCGGCCUGCCACCAUCUGUCAAAUCCAUGUGAUAGCUGGGCAUUAAUUCGCUUCAUCAAGUGGAUGCACAAGGAACACUAUUAUGUUGGACGUGGCAUGUAUGAGCGGACUGUUGAUUUUAUCAAGUACAUGCUUUUUUGGCUUGUUGUGUUGGGCUGCAAAUUUGCUUUUGCAUAUUUUCUCCAGAUCAAGCCGCUGGUGGAGCCAACUCAGAUAAUAGUGCAGAUGCGUGAUUUACAGUAUUCAUGGCAUGACUUAGUGUCCAGAAAUAACCAUAAUGCUCUGACUGUUGCCAGCUUAUGGGGGCCAGUGGUUGCUAUGUAUCUCUUAGAUAUUCAUGUCUUUUACACAGUCGCAUAUUCUGUUUGGGGAUUCCUGCUUGGUGCAAAGGAUCGUCUUGGAGAGAUUAGGUCGCUGGAAGCUGUACAUAAACUUUUUGAGAAGUUUCCUGGCGCAUUUAUGGAUACGCUCCAUGUUCCUCUGCCUCAAAGGAUGUCCCUCCGGUCAUCAAGUGAGGUGGUGGAGAGGAAUAAGGUUGAUGCUGCUCGAUUUUCCCCCUUUUGGAAUGAAAUCAUUAAAAGUCUGCGUGAAGAAGAUUACAUCACUAAUUUGGAAAUGGAGGUACUUUUCAUGCCUAAAAAUUCUGGGAAUUUGCUUCUGGUUCAGUGGCCACUCUUCCUUCUUGCCAGCAAGAUAUUUAUGGCAAAAGAUAUAGCAGUAGAGAAUAGAGAUUCUCAGGAUGAGCUAUGGGAAAGGAUUUCGAGAGAUGAUUAUAUGAAAUAUGCUGUUGUGGAAUGCUAUCACACUGCAAAACUUAUUUUGAUGGAAAUAUUGGAAGCUGAAGGCCAGAUGUGGGUGGAAAGGAUAUAUGCAGAUAUUGGAGAUAGUAUAGGGAAGAAGAAUAUUCAUGUGGACUUUCAGCUAAGUAAGCUACCAUUUGUGAUAUCAAGAGUCACAGCACUUAUGGGAAUACUGAAAGAAGUCGGAACUCCAGAUCUGGAAAAAGGUGCUGUUAAAGCUGUUCAAGACCUUUACGAUGUUAUGCGAUAUGAUUUUCUUUCUAUGAACAUGAGGGAGCACUAUGACACAUGGAAUGCUUUGUCAAAAGCAAGAACUGAAGGUCGCCUUUUUUCAAAGUUGAAGUGGCCAAAAGAUGCUGAGUUGAGGGCUCAAGUGAAACGAUUGUAUUCAAUUUUAACUAUUAAAGAUUCUGCUGCUAAUAUCCCCAAAAAUCUUGAGGCAAGACGUCGCCUGGAGUUCUUUACCAAUUCCUUGUUUAUGGAUAUGCCUGUGACCAAGUCUGUCCGUGAGAUGUUGUCCUUCAGUGUGUUCACUCCUUAUUAUGCCGAGGUUGUGCUUUAUAGCAUGGAUGAACUUUUGAAGAAGAAUGAGGAUGGAAUAUCCACUUUAUUUUAUCUCCAGAAAAUAUAUCCAGAUGAAUGGAAGAACUUUCUUGCUCGAAUAGGUCGUGAUGAAAAUGAUCAAGAUUCUGAUCUUUUUGAUAAUCCAAAUGACAUUCUUGAACUCCGGUUUUGGGCUUCUUACCGGGGGCAAACACUAGCCAGAACUGUUCGCGGAAUGAUGUACUACAGGAAAGCUCUUAUGCUUCAAACCUAUUUGGAACGGGUUGCUGCAGGAGAUAUAGAUGCUGCAAGUUCUAGUAAUGAGGUUACAGAUACUCAAGGGUUUGAGUUGUCUCCUGAAGCCCGAGCUCAGGCAGAUCUUAAGUUUACAUAUGUUCUUACAUGUCAAAUAUAUGGAAAACAGAAAGAAGAGCAAAAGCCUGAGGCUGCGGAUAUUGCUAUACUAAUGCAACGAAAUGAGGCUCUUCGAGUUGCUUUCAUUGAUGUUGUUGAGACACUAAAGGAUGGCAAAGUUCACACAGAGUACUACUCAAAGCUGGUCAAGGCUGAUAUCAAUGGGAAAGAUAAGGACCUAUCAUCGGGGAAGACGAUCGGCACUGCUAAAGCGUAUGAGGGACUCUACUACUUUGAGGAGGAAAUCUACUCCAUAAAAUUGCCUGGGGAUCCAAAACUAGGUGAAGGAAAACCUGAAAAUCAGAACCAUGCAAUUGUAUUCACUCGUGGAAAUGCACUUCAGACAAUUGACAUGAAUCAGGAUAACUAUUUCGAGGAAGCCUUGAAGAUGAGAAAUCUUCUUGAGGAAUUUUCUCGUGAUCAUGGAAUUCGGCCUCCAACCAUUCUUGGUGUCAGGGAACAUGUAUUUACUGGAAGCGUGUCAUCUUUAGCAUCAUUCAUGUCUAAUCAAGAAACUAGCUUUGUAACUUUGGGCCAGCGUGUUCUUGCAAAGCCUCUGAAGAUCCGCAUGCAUUAUGGCCAUCCAGAUGUUUUUGACAGAGUUUUUCAUAUAACCCGGGGUGGUAUCAGCAAGGCUUCUCGUAUCAUCAACAUUAGUGAAGAUAUUUUUGCAGGAUUCAACUCAACAUUACGCCAAGGAAAUAUUACUCAUCAUGAAUACAUUCAGGUUGGCAAAGGACGUGAUGUUGGGCUCAAUCAAAUUGCACUAUUUGAGGGGAAAGUCGCUGGCGGUAAUGGCGAACAAGUUCUUAGUCGAGAUGUUUACAGACUUGGGCAGCUCUUUGAUUUCUUCCGGAUGCUUUCGUUCUACUUCACUACUGUUGGUUUCUAUUUCUGCACCAUGUUGACAGUGCUGUCUAUAUACAUAUUUUUAUAUGGCAAGGCAUAUCUGGCCCUAUCUGGAGUUGGUGAAACUAUAGCGGAGAGAGCUGAGAUACUGCAGAACACUGCCUUAAGUGCUGCUUUAAGUACACAGUUUCUUGUUCAAAUUGGUGCCUUUACUGCUGUGCCGAUGAUUUUGGGUUUUAUCUUGGAAAAAGGUUUUCUAAAGGCUGUAGUCAGUUUUGUGACGAUGCAGCUUCAGCUUUGUUCUGUAUUCUUCACAUUUUCUCUGGGCACAAGAACACAUUAUUUUGGUCGAACCAUUCUUCAUGGUGGAGCAAGGUACCAAGCAACUGGUCGGGGAUUUGUCGUGCGCCAUAUAAAAUUUUCUGAAAAUUACAGACUCUAUUCUCGGAGCCAUUUUGUUAAAGGGUUAGAAGUUGUGCUUCUGUUGGUAGUAUACCUUGCAUAUGGAUAUAAUGAAAGUGGUGCUGUAUCCUAUAUUCUUCUUACUGUUAGCAGUUGGUUCAUGGCUCUUUCUUGGCUUUUUGCUCCUUAUUUGUUCAAUCCAUCUGGAUUUGAGUGGCAGAAGACUGUGGAGGACUUUAGGGAUUGGACAAAUUGGCUUCUUUACAGAGGUGGAAUUGGAGUCAAGGGAGAAGAAAGCUGGGAAGCUUGGUGGGAUGAAGAACUGGCACAUAUUCGGACACUCAAGGGGAGGAUAAUGGAGACUAUUCUGAGCCUUAGAUUUUUCAUCUUUCAGUAUGGUGUUGUCUACAAGCUAGAUGUGCAAGGAUCAGAUACUUCAUUGACGGUGUAUGGCCUAUCUUGGGUUGUGCUGGCGGUGCUGAUAAUUCUUUUUAAGGUUUUCACCUUUAGCCAGAAGAUAUCAGUCAACUUCCAGCUUCUGUUGCGUUUUAUUCAAGGAAUUUCCUUCAUGCUAGCACUAGCUGGCUUAGCCAUUGCAGUUGCAUUAACGGACUUGACAAUCCCAGAUAUAUUUGCUUGCAUCUUAGCAUUUGUCCCCACUGGAUGGGGAAUUCUCUCUAUUGCUGCGGCUUGGAAGCCUUUGAUGAAGAGGCUCGGAUUGUGGAAAUCCAUACGUUCAAUUGGCCGUCUAUAUGAUGCUGGCAUGGGCAUGCUCAUCUUCAUACCGAUUGCAUUAUUUUCAUGGUUCCCUUUCGUGUCAACUUUCCAAACCCGCCUCAUGUUCAACCAAGCAUUCAGCCGUGGGCUGGAAAUCUCUCUUAUCCUUGCAGGGAACAACCCAAAUACUGGCAUAUGAUGGCAGCUCUGGUUUGGAUGGAAAAUUUUAUUUGUUUCCAUCUUGCGGAAUUGUUUAGGAGACCCAGCAGUUUUGAUCUUUGGUUUUUUAUUGAUUUGACUCCCCUACUGUAAAUACUCUUGCGGGUUGGUUUGUAUGAGGUUCAUAGGAAAUUGCCUGGCAUUUUACUUGUGAUUGUAUUCUAUAUCGAACGAGCUUACGAAUUUGAUUCAGGUAAUUUGUAUGAAGUAUAAAGAAGAUAGAAAGGUAAUUUUUUUUAUUUA